Messenger RNA from Monopterus albus (swamp eel), 882 nucleotides. RefSeq names its product putative HERC2-like protein 3. The transcript is spliced from 5 exons. NCBI's taxonomy places the organism in Eukaryota, Metazoa, Chordata, Actinopteri, Synbranchiformes, Synbranchidae. The annotation marks the transcript as partial. The record is from RefSeq and is a predicted model, not a curated record.
AUUCUGGCACUACGUCUCCUGCAGGCAGUCCUGCCCUCAUGGGACAAGACGGAGCGUUCUCAGGACAUGAAGUUCCUGGUGGACAAGUUGUUCAGCUUCUUGGGAAGUCUACUGAGCACCUGCUCAUCAGAUCUGCCACUUCUCAGAGAGGGUUCCUUGCGAAGGAGGAAGUCCCGCCCUCAGGCGUCUCUUACAGCCACUCACAGCAGCACCCUGGCGGAGGAGAUUGUUGCUGUGCUGCGUAUUCUGCACUCUCUUGGCCAGUGGAACAGCCUGAUAAAUGAUUAUAUUAACACUCAGCUGAGCUCCAUUGGAGAUGUCAUGGCAGGCUGCCAGUCUGAAGCAUGUUUCCUGGAGGAGUAUUUUCCUGACUCGGAGGGUCCUAGAGUGGGCAGUCUGAUGGCAGUGCUGGCAGUGAUCGGAGGUAUUGACGGGCGCCUCAGACUAGGUGGCCAGGUCAUUCAUGAGGAGUACGGAGAAGGAACAGUCACACGCAUCACCCCUAAAGGUCGCAUCACUGUCCAGUUUCAUGAAAUGAGGACCUGUAGGGUUUGCUUGCUCAGCCACCUCAAACCGCUGGCUGCAGUAUCCUUCAGUGUGCAGAACCUGCCAUUCACCGAGCCCAUGUUGUCAGUGUGGGCACAGCUGGUCAGCCUGGCUGGAAGCAAACUGGAGAAACAGCGCAUGAAGAAGUCCCUUAGUCGAGGGCUUACAGCGGACCAGGUGGACAUCCAUUUGCUGCGAUGCCAGCAGCUGAGGCUCUAUAUUUUAAAGGCAGGACGGGCUCUGCUCUCUCAUCAGGACAAACUCAGGCAGAUCCUCUCCCAGCCGGCAGUUGUGGACAUAGGACCCAACCCCAGUGGUAAGAUCUCAGCAAAUGAA